AUGAAAGAAAGGCUUCCCAUCCCACAUUGCUACAAGGAUGAGAAUUUAGCAAUUAUGGAAUGGAUUGAAGAAGAGAAAUUCGGAAAAAGGGACAAUGCUAAUGAUACAUGUGAAGAUGAUGUGGACUCGGUUAGGUCGGAUGAUGUGUCAGUGGACCAUGAAGAUGAUGAUGCAUUUACUGAAAUUCCAAAAUCUGUUGAUCCUUAUUUGUCCCACAAAAAGUUUAUUUUAGGAGGGGUAGAGGAUGAAGCUGAUGAUGAGGUGGUACAAUUUCUUAUUCAUGAUCCCAAUUAG
Messenger RNA from Lactuca virosa, 294 nucleotides. NCBI's taxonomy places the organism in Eukaryota, Viridiplantae, Streptophyta, Magnoliopsida, Asterales, Asteraceae. The record is from the annotation of a GenBank genome assembly.